Chondrus crispus (carragheen) is the source of this 1256-nucleotide messenger RNA. RefSeq lists its product as hypothetical. Gene Ontology annotation, molecular function: glutamine synthetase activity. Lineage: Eukaryota; Rhodophyta; Florideophyceae; Gigartinales; Gigartinaceae. The coding region runs from base 1 to 1062 and encodes 353 amino acids. Gene Ontology annotation, cellular component: cytoplasm. The record is from RefSeq and is a predicted model, not a curated record. The transcript has 2 exons.
AUGACGACCGCCACGCUUUCCGACCUCCUCGCCCUGAAGCUCCCGUCCGAGGAGUGCAUUGCAGAGUACGUCUGGACGGACGGCUUCGGCAAGCUCCGCAGCAAGGCGCGCGCGCUCUCCUCAGCGCCGUCAGCCCCAUCCGACCUCCCGCACUGGAACUACGACGGGUCGUCGACCGGGCAGGCGCCAGGCGAGAACUCGGAGGUCAUCCUGCAUCCGCAGGCGGUGUACCCGGACCCGUUCCGGGGCGCACCCCACAUCCUGGUCAUGUGCGACACGUACACGCCGGACGGCGAGCCGAUCCCCACCAACUCGCGCUUCGAGUGCCAGCGCGUCAUGACCAAGGUGGCCGCGCUGGAGCCGUGGUUCGGCCUGGAGCAGGAGUACUUCCUCAUGGACCCGGCGACGGGCAAGCCGGUUGGGUUCCCGACCAAGGGCGAGCCGGAGCCGCAGGGGCCGUACUACUGCGGCGUGUCGGGCGGCAAGAUGCACGGGCGCGACGUGGCCGACGCGCACUUUAAGGCGUGCUUGUACGCCGGCAUCAAGAUCUCGGGCAUCAACGCCGAGGUGGCGCCCGGGCAGUGGGAGUUCCAGAUCGGGCCGGCCGUGGGCAUGGAGGAGGGCGACAUGCUGUGGAUGGCGCGGUACCUGCUGGAGAGGAUUGCCGAGCUCAAGGGGCUGGACGUCAACUACGACCCGAAGCCGGUCAAGGGCGACUGGAACGGCUCGGGGUGCCACGCCAACUUCUCGACCACGCCCAUGCGCGAGGCGGGAGGGUACGAGGCGCACAUCGUGCCGGCGCUGGAGAAGCUCUCCGCUAAGCACAGGGAGCACAUCGCGGCGUACGGCGCGGGCAACGAGGAGAGGCUCACCGGGCACCACGAGACGGCGUCCAUCGAGACGUUCAAGUGGGGCGUCGCCGACCGCGGCGCCUCGUGCAGGGUCGGCACGGACACGGUGGAGAAGGGAUACGGAUACUUUGAGGACCGGCGCCCGGCGGGCAAUUGCGACCCGUACAUCGUGACGAAGAUGCUGGUGCAGACUUGCUGUCUUGAUGAGUGAUCUGACGCGCGUUUUCUCUCGUUUUUUUUUGGGGGGCCGCGGCGGGCGGGCGAUUAGUGUGCGUGCGUGGUGCAUGCGCGGAGUUGACGAGACCGUGGUGGACUUACGUCCAGGACAAUAAAGAUGCUAUACUGUAACGGUACUGUACACGCGCUCACGAGCUAGAGCGAUGUGGCAUAGCGACUUUGCAUGCA